Molecule: messenger RNA, 2294 nt
Organism: Gamsiella multidivaricata
Lineage: Eukaryota; Fungi; Mortierellomycota; Mortierellomycetes; Mortierellales; Mortierellaceae
Exons: 3
Coding region: 207-2246 (679 amino acids)
Source: RefSeq, a predicted model, not a curated record
CUCGCAUUUACACCCAUACUGCACUUACGCCCACACUCAUUCCCCCACUUGCCCACUCCCCACUCCCCACUCCCCACUUCCCGCCUCCCACUCCAUUCCGCCGAGGGUGUCUGAGUAUCUACCUCUGCCCACCGCUCAAGCACUCCGCCAUCGCCGACAUCUGAUCCUCAUCCCUUCCAUCGGACCAGCAAACAUCCCAUGCACCAAUGGGCAUACUUUCGCUGCAAUGUGUCACAACAAACGGGACCCGCCUGCUGGGCAUGUCGUACACAUUUCCUUCCAUCGAGCACAGCAACGACAACAACGACAGCGACGGCAACAACGACAUCGUAGCCCUUAUUCAAUCCAACCCCAACCCAACCAGUGUCUCUGACAUUACCUGGUCCCUGGUCGCCGCCUAUCCGCGGCCGAUCAUCGAUCCACAUGACUACGCCCCGAUCGUCUGCAACGUCGACCCAAAGACAAACAUUUUCAGUGCCAUGUCCUACUUCAGCAUCACAGAUCUCACCUACAACGAAACUCAGGCACCACGCCCACCAGGCGGAUUCCAAUACGACCCAAGGUCGAACAGCUGGUCCAACUUCACGCUCAAGGCAGGCUAUCAAUGGGGGGAUUACUCGGCCACAUACGCCCUGUUUCAAUGGCCCGACACAGCAAACCUCUUUCAGGCCAACGUCGGCACCUCAAACGCAGUUCACCUCGGCAUGCUCGGUGUCGAUGACAACGGCACCAAAGAGUUUAUCAAUGUCGUUUCCUGGGGCCUGGAUCCAAACAUAUACGGCUAUCCGAGUAGACUAGUCUUUGGCAAUAAUGCUCUCUACCAAUUCGGCACCCUCGUCGUCAACAACAGGACAGGGGCCCUUAGGAACACGUUGACGAGGAUACCACUAAAUGGGGAUCCAUUCCAAUUCAAACCGCCACCAAAUCUGCCUGUGUACAAUGCGACGAGUAUGAACUACUGCGUUCCGUCCUCUGUCUCCGCACGGUUCUAUAAGGACAUUCUCUAUGUGUUUUGUCAGGGCUUGGAUAACGAUGCUUUCCCAGGACAAGGACUUUUAAUGACGUUCAAGGAUGGGGCAAACAGGGACUCUGCACUCAGCGACUACAUCAUGACGGAUAUUGACCGACUUUCGGGAUCACUUAUUCAGCCGAUCGGUGGAAGCGACGACGGGAAAGUGGAGCCGUUUGCAUUCAUCGCAUCUCUUGAUUACGACACCAUGGGCCUUGCGCUGGGAGCCUCAACCAUUGGCAUCUCCCAGUCCGUCCCGUAUUCUAUCAACAUCACGGAUCCAUACGGAUUUCCACUAGCGGAUCCACCCAAUUACACUCCGGCCAUUAUUGGCGGAUCAGUUGCCGGAGCUUUAGUAUUGCUGUCAGUAGCGCUGUUUUUGUUCAUUCGGAGGCGGUGGCCACGUUACAAGCGGAGGAUUAGGGCAAAGAUUAUAGCCAUGAUGAGCGUAGAAGACGACAACGACGGCCAUGAGGACAUGCGCAAUAUCAACAAGAUCGAGGGUCCUUCUAUGGAUAGCUUUGACCUGGAUGGGCGGGGCAAGAUCCUGGUUACCGAUGACAUGGAGCUGGAUGGUAUCAUGGACACAGGAACAGGGUAUAUGCGUGAGGUGAUGCUCCAACAACACCCUAGACCAGCUAUUGUAACGACCUUGACUGCGGACCCUGAGGAUUUCGAGGCGGAGAGCAUGAAGGAUCCUACGCUCGAGAACAGGUCACUGCCUACACAAACGCUCACUCUAGCGACCUCACAGGUCGCUCCACCAACCACCGCAUUCAUGUCUGGAUCAAAAUCAAUGCCGCCUUUGCUAGGAUUAGCCGUCAUACACAGUCCAUCUGCUCCACAACCAUAUACCCCCGGCGACGGAUCUGAAAUGUCUGCUCCAGUAUCGAGCGCGUCCAUAGACCAAGACCCGCCGUCUCAACGAACAAAAGUAGCAGAGGCGACAAAGGAGGCAGCAGCACAGGCACGGCUCUCCUUGUCCUCAUCAGGGGCUGCCCCGCCAUACCAACAGCACCCAGCUAUACCCUCCAUUGCCGCGCCGUCAUUCCCUACACCUCCUACACCGACAGCGCCAAGGUGGAUCUCUGAGGAGCUACGGGGUUAUAGACCUGGUUCUCUCCAUACGGUCGCAGAGCAGAAUAGUGGGGGCGGGUUGAAUGAUAUGGAUUCUUUAGAUGGGCAUGAUGGGCUCAAAAGAACCAGCACCGAUACCACUGUUCAACAUGUAGCAUAAGCAGCAUGUAUAAUAGAUCAUAUAUAUAAAGAAAAAGGUGUUCGUACA